Molecule: messenger RNA, 1870 nt
Organism: Sphaeramia orbicularis (orbiculate cardinalfish)
Lineage: Eukaryota; Metazoa; Chordata; Actinopteri; Kurtiformes; Apogonidae
Gene: rnpc3
Product: RNA-binding region (RNP1, RRM) containing 3
Exons: 15
Coding region: 1-1521 (506 amino acids)
Biological process (GO): mRNA splicing, via spliceosome
Cellular component (GO): U12-type spliceosomal complex
Molecular function (GO): protein binding; U12 snRNA binding; pre-mRNA intronic binding
Source: RefSeq, a predicted model, not a curated record
AUGGAUAAGAAUGAGGAGGAGGCGAAAACAAAUGGCAGUAAGACACUGCUGAUCCGUCACCUACCUGCUGAGCUCAACCGUGAUGAGAAGGAGGACCUUCUGAGGUAUUUUGGAGCUGAAUCAGUCCGCGUCCUCCCAUGCACAGGUCGUCUGAAACACGCAGCCUUUGCAACCUUUAGGGCUGAGAAAUCAGCGUCAAAGGCUCUGACAAGACUCCAUCAGUUUGAGAUCCUUGAUCAUACACUUGUAGCAGAGUUUGCAAAAGGGCAAGAUCAUGUCACAGUAUUAAAGGACCCACCAGUAUCAGACAGUGACAAAAAUGAGAAACGGGAGCAGAAAAAACAAGAGACCAAACAGCCAAGUGUUCCUCUCAUAGAAAGUGGCAUUGCACCUAGCCUAGGGUUGAAAUUCCAAUCAAAUCCCACGUUGAAGUAUUUAUACCCACCGCCUUCUAACGGCAUCCUCACCAACAUUUCCCACGCCCUCAUAAGUGUGCCAAAGUUUUAUGUUCAGGUGCUUCAUCUGAUGAACAGGAUGAAUCUACCGUGUCCUUUUGGACCCGUCACUGCCAGACCCCCCCUGUACGAGCUGCUGCCUCCGGCGCCGCCUUUCCCCAUGCGCCCCCCCAUGCCCCCAGAUUACCCGCCAUUACCCGAGCAGGAGGCGGAGCGGUCCAGCGAAGAAUCGGAGUAUGAGAGCGGAGAUGACGAGGACAAGGAGAGGAUUGUUCGUCUGAUGGUCAACCAAGCAUGCAAGAGACCCCUGAGACCCAAGACAUCUUCAAAGAGAAAGAAGCCCAAGAUCAAGGAUCUACUCUACGCUCCCAAAGCCGACUCUCAGAGUACGCCGGCGCUGCAGCCCUCCGACGUGUUCGAGCAGCCGCACCCGGCCGGACCCAGGAAAAUCGAAUUCCACAUUUCGGUUCCAGAGGCGUCGGUCCAAGCGGAGGGAGGGGGACCGGGUCAGGAGACGCCGUCCAGAGACACAGGAGUGGGUGAAGGUGACGUCGACCCCAGUAAUGAGGAGGUGGCGGAGGGUUUCGGGAAGCUCUACCCCAGCACACAACCGUCGCAACAACAAGAGGAGCACAGUGACGAUGACCAAGACUUUACCUCAGAUGUCAUCUCCAGGAAGGAGCUGGAGAGAGGACGGCUAUCCAGAGACGAGAUAAAAAGGAUGUCUGUGUUUAAGAAUUAUGAACCGGGCGAGCCAACCUGCAGACUGUACGUGAAGAAUAUCGCAAAGCAAGUGGAAGAGAAAGAUCUGAAGUACAUCUACGGAAGAUACGUCAACCCAUCAUCAGACAACGAGAGAAACAUGUUCGAUGUGGUGUUAAUGAAGGAGGGGCGGAUGAAAGGGCAGGCCUUCGUCGGACUCCCUAGCGAGCAGAGUGCCGAGAAAGCCCUGCGGGACACCAACGGCUACGUUCUCUACGACAAACCUCUUGUUGUCCAAUUUGCCCGGUCUGCCAGACCCAAACCAGACGCCACGGACGCCAAGAAAGGCUCGAAGCAGCGGUGAAUGGACCAGGCGCUGGUGAUCAGACGUCGCCGCCGCCUUCUUUUUUACCAUUAAAUAAAAAUACUGCAUUAAAAGACGUUUUGUCGCAUUUCCUUUGUCACAGCCUUUAACAUAUGCCUCCAUUUGUGGGUACACCUCAGUCAAACUAUCAUAACUGAUUAUCUUUAGUCCCAAACUUAAAGCUCUGACAGCCGAGUAAAUACAGACUGGGGAAGUUAUAUGAGAUCUAGAUUGGCUCUGCAGCAGAUGGUAGGCUGUCAACACAGAGGAACAACCGCAGUCCUGAAGAGACAGCAAACAAACCAAACAGACUGCAGUCGGUGGGAAAUUGCUAGGACUGGGUUAGCUU